Messenger RNA from Ruditapes philippinarum (Manila clam), 890 nucleotides. RefSeq lists its product as uncharacterized. The record is from RefSeq and is a predicted model, not a curated record. NCBI's taxonomy places the organism in Eukaryota, Metazoa, Mollusca, Bivalvia, Venerida, Veneridae. The transcript has 2 exons. The coding region runs from base 214 to 711 and encodes 165 amino acids.
GAAUAUAUACAGUGCACGGUACAUGAGGUCAGGACUUCACAUGGUAGAGUUACUUCCCCUGAUGGGAAAAUCGCCAUUUGUAACAUAUUUUUACAAGACACAACAUCACAAGUGAAGUGGCACAAUAAACUUUAAUUGAUAGACUGUGUUCAUUGUGAAUAAUAAAAAACACAAAUAGAACAAGUUCUUAUUGAUGAACACAGUCCAGUCAAGAUGCCUGUCGUUGAAUGCCCAUUUCCUGGAUGCGAUUACAAAACCGCUGAGCUGGACGCUGUGAUAGUUGCUGCCUUACUCAACACACACUCGAUGACACACACGCCCGCAGUGGCGGCAUCAGCUAAAGUGGAAAAGGUGAAACGUCCAACUAUCAAAGCAGCUGGCACAAACGAGGACUGGUUGUACUUCGAAAAACGAUGGGACGAUUACAAAAAAGCCACUCAAGUUAAAGGCAGUGACUUAAUACUACAGCUUCUAGAAUGUUGUGAAGAAACGCUUAGGAAAGACCUCACAAGGGCUACUGGUGGAAACCUGACUGGCAAACCUGAAAAUGAAGUGUUAUCUGCUAUUAGGAAACUCGCAGUCAGGGAAGAGAAUGCUAUGGUCGCUAGACAUAAGUUACAUGCAAUGAAACAAGAUCGUGAGGAGACAAUACGCAAUUUUGGAGCUCGUGUGAAGGGCCAAGCAAACAUUUGCUGUUUAUCACUUAAAUGACCUAACUGCAGUGCCAAUGUGGACUUCUCCGAUGAGGUUAUGCGCGAUAUUGUGACAAGGGGCAUCGCAGACCCUGAGAUUCAGUUGGAGUUGCUUGGUGAUAAAAACCAGAAAAUGACACUUGAGGAGAUAUUCCAAUUUGUGGAGGUCAAGGAAGCCGGUAAAGGUCAGCUUCCUCC